CAGAUGGAGUCUACUUACUGUUGUUGGGAACUGAGAGAUGGGAGACGGUAGGACUAGCGAGUUCUUGUGUUUAACAUAUAUUUCCCAGAUGAAGGACUAUUCACACGUAGUCUUUAAUUUCCCUCCUUUGUCUACGAUAAUGUCAUCUAUUACGACAUUCGUUCAAUGUUACGUUCUUAAACCUGAGACUUUAGCGAUUUGCUUACUGCUUUUGGGCUUGUAUUUCUUUUUCCAGUCGGUACAGUUAUGGUAUAAAUCUGUGAUAAACCGACUUCAGUAUUCUACAAGUUUAGCUGAAGGAUUCGGAGUUUUCACUGCUCCAUCAGGUAAACACGACUUCAGAACGUGGGAAUUGAGAGAAGGUAAUGCUAAUGUAUACGCUUUACAAGGCAGGAGGCCUCAAAUGGAAGAUCGCUUUAGUCUAAUGAUUGAUAGAAAAAACGACAUUGCCUUAUAUGGUGUAUUUGAUGGACAUGGAGGCGAGUUUGCAGCGAAAUACGCCGAACAGCACCUAUUCAAGAACCUUCUACCUAAACUUCAAGACAUUUUAAACCAGCCCGAGUGGCAUAAACCAGAACAAGCCAAGGAUAGAGAAGAGGAUACACCAGAAGGCGUCAGUGAGAAUUUAGACCCAAUUCCUUCUAACUCCAAAGUAGAUGAGCUCACCAGAUUAUUAACUGAAGAGAUUUUAACAUUGGAUAAAGAGUUGAUUGUUGAGGCUAAGUCAUCCGGGGAUGUUGCAGGCACAACAGCCGUCGUUGCAUUGGUACACAACCAGCAACUGAUAGUAGCGAACGUUGGAGAUUCCCGAGGUGUGCUCUGCGGCAGCGAAGAAGUAACGAUACCAGCCACAUUUGAUCACAAGCCUCAGCAGCUAAAAGAGCACAAAAGAAUUAAGGAGGCUGGCGGUUUCAUCACGUUUAACGGAGUGUGGAGGGUUGCUGGUAUACUUGCAACAUCACGAGCUCUAGGAGAUUACCCCUUGAAAGAUCGGAAACUCAUCACAGCAGAGCCUGAUAUUCUCACCUUCAACCUCAAGGAAAUCACCCCUCAGUUUAUGAUUCUAGCUACUGAUGGAUUGUGGGAUGCUUUUACAAAUGAAGAAGCUGUCUUAUUCAUUUCCAAUCAUCUCGACGAACCUUAUUUGGGUGCCAAAAGCCUUGUGAUGCAAGCUUAUUUGCGCGGAUCUGUUGAUAACGUCACUGUAAUGGUGGUUGACUUUAGAGAUUUCUCACCGAAAGACGAAGUUUUUAUUUAGGAAUCAAGCCUCAUUCUGGAGUGUACUAGAAACGAAGAGUUUUUUCUUUUGUAAAGAUUUUAAGAAGUACUUUAAGAACCGUUAAAAAAAGACUGACGAAGCAUUCAGUUUAUGCGUGCAUGAACAAUUUUUUGAUGAAUUUCAUGAAAUAACUUAGUUUAGUGCCUUAGAAUUAGAAGAUACAUUUUGAGUUUGAGAUGUUGACUUUGACAUGAUUUUCUUUCACGGGCCUUCCUUACAGAAACCAUUUGGAUACAUGCCUAAUUACACUUAAGACGUGCUUAACUAGGUUGAUUCAGAUAAUUUCAUAAAUCCCAAAGGACACUUAAACUUUACUGCCUUAUUGUGUAGUUAAAGUGCGAGGAACAUAUACAAACAUGUAAUAAUCCUUUUACCAUCAUCUCCGCUUAGAAAAAAAACCUUACUUUUGUUCAUCUCUUGGUUUAAUAUGAGAGUGUUAAUCGAGGAUUAAAUAUUAACAUUUAUUUUCUGAUCAAGAACUAAAUGUUAACAUUUAUUUUCUGAUCAAGAAUUAAAUGUUAACAUUUAUUUUCUGAUCAAGAAUUAAAUGCUAA
Messenger RNA from Limulus polyphemus (Atlantic horseshoe crab), 1833 nucleotides. Its product is annotated as protein phosphatase 1L-like. The record is from RefSeq and is a predicted model, not a curated record. Gene Ontology annotation, cellular component: nucleus; cytosol. Gene Ontology annotation, biological process: negative regulation of canonical NF-kappaB signal transduction; positive regulation of canonical NF-kappaB signal transduction; positive regulation of canonical Wnt signaling pathway. The coding region runs from base 38 to 1258 and encodes 406 amino acids. The transcript is spliced from 4 exons. Gene Ontology annotation, molecular function: protein serine/threonine phosphatase activity; cation binding. NCBI's taxonomy places the organism in Eukaryota, Metazoa, Arthropoda, Merostomata, Xiphosura, Limulidae.